Oikopleura dioica is the source of this 1008-nucleotide messenger RNA. The record is from the annotation of a GenBank genome assembly. Lineage: Eukaryota; Metazoa; Chordata; Appendicularia; Copelata; Oikopleuridae.
AUGCAACUGCCGUUCACAGCUGCGUCGCGAAAAUACCCGACUCCCAUUAAGCCGGCUGGAUCUCCUCCCUCCUCCGAGCAGUCGUCCAGCUCUUCUAAACCCAAACGAGCUGCAUACACCGAAGAGGAGAAAGAUUUCCUCUUCGCUAGUUACAGGGAAAACCCAUACCCGUCCGUAUCGCGGAGAACUGAAAUCGCUGACUUUCUGCAGAAACCAUUUAGCCAGAUUAGCUGCUGGUUCAAAAAUCAACGAGCGAGAAGUGACAACGGAAAAGGGACACCAGGAAAGAAGCUUCCAAAAGUGGAUAAGACCCCAAUCACCGCCAUAAAAAUGGACCUUGCGGACGGACAGGAUAUAUCUCCUCCUUGUCUCCCAGCUACUUUGGAAUCAGCACAGACUUCUACCACUGCUACAGUGACUACCCCUAUUACCACAGAAAAAGUUUUACCGCCAGCUACCAACCUUUCUACUUCUAUUCAUUCGUCUAACCAAGUUCUCAUGCCUCCAAGAGUUAAUCAUCAGAAGAUGGAACCUGCGAAAGAAGAUGCCACCGUAACAGAGAACACACAUCAUCAAGGGAAGCAGUCUCCAUCGCCUGAAAUUUUUAACACUUAUCCUCAUCUCGGUUUUCAACAUCCAAUGUUUAACACCGACCAGCAACAACUUCAGUAUCAUAUUUCUAAUGCGGGCUUUCGAAGCGAUCAUUUCGGUGAGGAUCCACAGAAGCUGCUGCGCCUUGCUAUUUACAACGCUCGCUGUGCCUCGGCACUCGCUACUGAAGCUACGACCAAAGCCUUGACAGCGAACAUUAUAUUGAAUGCUUUGAUGAAGCAAAUGCAAUCUCCUUUUGCGACGAUGCGCAGCGAUCAGACCUCCGAUGGCGCGUCUGGCUCAUCGGGCAGCUCCUCUUCAGGCUCAGCCGCGGACGGCCCGACCGACGACGGCUUUGAAAUCAAUGUUGAUCGCAUUUCUGACUCGGACUCGAUCGUCAACAUUCGUACUCAUUAA